GCCAAUCAUAACGCAGUCACGUGAACGUUGAAUUUGGGAGGACGGACAGGGCUGCGACAAGCCGAUCGAAGACUAGUACACAUAUCAUGAACAUAAAGUGGAAGGAUUUAUGAGUCGAACCUAAAUAUGUCCCAGACAGAUGAUACAAGAGCUCAGGAGGAUGUUCAAUCAACCCUGUCUCCUGAGGCAACAGCUUUUGUACCAAAAUAUCUUGGAUCAAUGGAACAAGGUGCUGCUGCCAAAAAUCCACCUGUCAAGGAACUGCCCCGGUACAUGACAAAUUGUUACCCUUUUGUCAAGGGUGACCCUGGUCCAAAACAAGCUGGACGGUGGCAAAAUUUGCAAAGACCUAAUGCAGGACAGCGACUGCCCAUUCACCACCAGGGUGGCUAUGCUUUCAAUGGCCCAGGCCCUCCAGUGGGUUAUCAUGUAACACCUCGUCAAGCAUGGCCAAGUAUCAACUCCUCACUACCAGUGCCCUUUGAAGGCCAUGUAUUGCCAGUUUCCAUGGAUGUUGUGCACCCAAAUAAUUCUGGUUUUAGUGCUUAUUGCGCUAAUUAUCAACCAGCUCAUUCACCUUCUCCAUCAGCAACAUGGAAUGGGACAGGGAUUUUAUACCCAGAGAUACCUAUGACUUAUGCCACAGGUUAUGGACCCGCAGGGCAUUGUUAUCCAGCUUCAGAGGCUGGGGAUAGCUGUCAAAGUUGGAGUGGAUCAGAAAAUAGUAGAAACACCAAGAUAAUACGAAAGAAGAAGAAGAUUGAGACCAGUUAUGGUCCAAACAUGGUGAGCAUUGGAAUUCAGAAUGAGUCUGGUACACAGAGUAGAAGUAAUAGGAAGCCCAGGAGUAAAACUAUUAUACUGGUGGAUGCUGCAAUACAGACAGAUUUUGCUGAUGACAUAGCCAACUUAACAUUAGCAGAUAAGCCUAAUGCACUUUUUAAGAAAUCAAAAAUGAGAGCUAGGCGGAAAAAUGAACGCAAUCCAGUAGGGACAACUUCAACUGAUACAGAAGUAGAUUCUGACAGUGGCUACAGUAGUCCACUGCACCGAAGAAAUCAGAUCUCAAAUGGGACUCACCCAGUAGUAAUCUCUCCACCUCCACUCAGUUACUCACAGCAGGGAGGAAGUGCAGCAGCGGUAGUUGUAUCAGGGAAUCAGUAUUUAACAGAUGCUUGUAUCUCACAGAAUGGACUGGAUCCAGCAUACUGUGAUUCAACAGAAACAAUGGUCAAUGGUUACAAGUCUCAGACACAGAAUAGUGGGUUAUCUACCCCCAUUAGUGGAAUUUCAAAUGCUAGAGGGAGUUUAUCAGGAACAGAACUUUUAGAACCUAACAAUGGUAAGAAAAAGAAACGGAGGAACAGGAGGAGAAAGCGGAAAGACAGUGGUCUAUCAGAGCCUGGUGCAAUGAGUGAUGGUGCUCCAAGUUUAGAGUAUCCCUUGUCUAGCUCAAAUAUAUCUCGCACAUCCACAGACCAGCUGAAUUUAGAAGGAAGUGAUGGAUGUUUGCAUUUCGAAGAUGAAGAGGAGUUCCCAGAAUUGUCUGGUCCUGCCCAAAGGUUCUCCCAUUCCUCUGGAGACAAAGUGACAUCCUAUAGUGAUAUUCUGAAAAUGCAGAAUACUUCACCCCUACUGAAUGCUGAAACAUUUCCAGCAAGUGUUGCAGCAUCAAAGGAAGGGAAGAAUGCCCGCAAGAGACGAAAGCGGCGUGAGAUGGCUAACAGGGCUGCUGAAGAUGAAUUGGCUGAGAUUACAAUUGAACAACAAAUGUUAAAAGAAAUUGGUUUAAAGAAACAAAUGCAGCAGCAGGCUGCUUCAGGGAAGAAAUCAAAGCAACCUAUGACACUUAAUAUUGCUGAUAUGAUUGAUGCUUUAGAGAAACAGCAAGAGAAGGACAAGAAUAAACAGCAGAAACACCCACCUUCAGUUGUAAAGCCAAAAGAGCUGAACCCAGUCACUCCACAUAAUGUACUAGACAGCAGUGCCCCUUCUGUCAAAAGGGGAAAAGAGAGAGAAACUGCAAAGAACAAAAAGCCUAGUCCAUUGAAAAAGGUAAUCUUGAAAGAAAGAGAGGAGAAAAAGAGAAAUAGACUACUUGACGUUGGAGACAAUGUUGGUGCUGCAUGUAGUAUAGGAAAUAUGGGCAUGUCAGUGGACAGUGACUUGUCCCAAGAAGCUCUAAGUUGUAAAGGCUCUAGUUUUGAAAACAGUUUGGAGUCUGGCACCCCUGCUAGUGCAGAACUUUCGCCUGUCAGCCAGACUUCUCCAAUCUGCAUCAGCCCCCCAUCCCCAGGGGGAAGUCCUCUCAGCUCUGGUGUAAAUAGUCCAACAGUGGGCACCAAGGCUCUAAACUCCAAGAUUGUCUCUAAGAUUCACAGCAGGAGAUUCAGAGAGUACUGCCACCAGGUGCUUGACAAAGAAAUAGAUGACUGCUGCACACAACUGUUACAAGAACUGGUGCGGUUUCAAGAUAGGCUCUAUCACAAGGAUCCAUCAAAGGCUAAAUCUAAAAGGCGGAUAGUCCUCGGUCUUCGCGAGGUUACCAAACAUCUGAAACUCAACAAAAUCAAAAGUGUGGUUAUCUCUCCCAACUUGGAAAGGAUACAGUCUAAAGGUGGCUUGGAUGAUGCCUUGCACAACAUCUUAGAUCUUUGCCAAGAACAAGAUGUACCAUUUAUAUUUGCCCUGGGAAGAAGAGCAUUGGGGCGUGCCUGUGCCAAAUUAGUUCCUGUCAGUGUUGUGGGGGUCUUUAACUUUGAAGGAGCAGAGACUCACUUCCAUAAAUUGGUUUCCCUCACAGAGAAAGCCCGUCAAGUUUACAGAGAAAUGGUCACAGUGUUAGAGAAGGAAAUUCAAGAAAAUCCCAUGAAAACAUCACCUACAGUUCCGCAUUUAUAUGCCCAUAUGGGGCACUCACGCACACCCUCUGCCUGCAGUGCAAUCUCCUUCACAAGCUCCAUUCUUUCAGAGCCCAUAUCUGAAAACUACCCCCAGUCAGAGCCAGAAACUGACAGUAGAGGGUACGAGGUCACAAAACAUGGGGAGAAUGGUAGCAAGCUGGACAACGAAAUGCAAGGUGGGGAUUCUGAAAAGAUCACUAUUAUUGAAUCAAUUCAUGAGAUUGAUGAGGGGCAUGAAGCUGACACAGAGGAUCUGGAAAGCAUGAAGCCACAAGUUCAUAGAACUCCUACUCCUGUUGAGAGUGACAAGGGAGUGGAACUGGGUAAUGCGGAUGUUUCCGUGGAAAGUGAUGAUGGCUUACAAGACAGUGUAAGAGCUACAGACUUACCUUACAUUGAUUCUAUUCAUUCUACAACGACAGCAACCACAGAUAGUACAACAGAUGUUGUAUCACAGCAAACCUCAAAUACUCUGAAUAGUUGUGAUGGUGAGAGUUGUAAAAGUUUCAAGGAAAACAAAAAAGAGAUUAGGUCUCCUUCUCCAACUAAAGAGGCUUCCAUUAUAGAUCUGAAGUCAGAUCUCAUUGAGGUGGACCUGGGAAACUCGAACAAACUUAAAGCUAUUAACAAAGACAGGAUUGAAACAUGGGUGGCAGAUUGCAUGCAGCAACUAAGCUUAGAGGGUGAUGAAGAUGACACUAUUCAGAACAAUAUCAAAAGUGACAGUGAAAAGUAGGUCAAUUGAGAUUGGCAUAAUAUUGAUUCUGGAUUUCAUUUUCAUCUAGAAGAUUAACUUUUUACUGCACUCGAUACACAUAUGGUUAUUAUUGUCAAGAGUGUUGACAUAUCAUCACUUUAUUGAAUAGCAGAUUGAAUUGUCAAACUAACAAUGGGUAACUCAUUUUGAAAUGAACAUUUUCCUUUCUAGUCGUACUGGUAUUUUUAAGCUGGAAAUGUGAUGUUUUUAUUUUAUUUUUGACCACCUGUCUCUAAAGCUGUAAUGUCUGUACAUAUCUGUAGUGGUUUGGGGAAGGUUGAGGAUUACUGCUGAAUUUUAAGGCCCAUCAUCACACAAUUAUUGCCUUUGAGAUAGUUAUUAAUUUUGGGGAGGAAUUAUUCAACAUUAGUAUUUGCAGAUAUUUUAUUCUAAUUGCUCAAGUUUGCUACAGUUGUGAUGGGAAAAUGUGUAUUUUAGUGCCAGGUAUGUAUUCUGAUAAGUGUACAUAUCCCCUAUAUAACUGUGUGGUUUCUGGUUUAUGUACUAUUGAAUGUACUCGGAACUGUGUUUUGAUUGUAAAAACAAUGAUAGAAGUGAAAGCAAUCUAUUGCCAAAUCAUUGAAUUGCUAUGUAUAUUGGUUUGUGGAUAAAUGUAAAUAUAUCAAUACCAUAGUACUUAAAUAUAAGCGGUGAUCAGCUAGUUAAGUGAUGAGAAGUUUGCUUGAAUGUAUAUUUGUGAAUUUGGACUUUUUAGUUGAAAAACAUUUCAAUAUGUUUGUUAGGCUACAAUGAAUCUUAUGCCUUGUAUUCCUUGUCAGUGUUAAUGAAAAUGUUCAAGGUAUUUUGGAUUUAAAUACAGUUGUUAUUUGUCAUGUUCGUUUCUGAAGAUGUGAAUUGGCUUCAGUGGGUAAAAAGUAUGAAGAAUGUUCUGAAGAACAAUUUUCAAGAUUAAAAAGUAUUUAAGUGUUUAAAAAACUUUGUUUUUAAUUGAUUUGUAAAAUGUAAGUUUAUUGCAUUUUCAUGUACCUAUCUAAGCUAUGAACAAAUCACUAUUUUUGGAGUAAGAAAAAUUGUAUCAUUAUGUAGGGAAACCCAAUUUAUGUCUUGCCCAAAGUAAAUUUCACUAAACAUUCCUUGAAAACAUAAGGUGCAUGAAACUAUUUUUAAUUUCUCAAACGUGUGCACUGUAAUUUACCAAAAACGUAGAUUCACUGGCUUUUGUCAUGUUCAAGCACAGGAGGGAAUUCCUCAUUGCUUUUUCAUGUCCACCAAAAGUAAAUUCUAUCUAUAGUAUGAACCAAAAUAUCCAAUCCUGCCUCUUGUUCAUAAAAUUGUAUAAUGCAUACAUGUAAGGGAGAAGAGAAUUGAGGAUUUAGAUAAUAUUGCAACUUCCUAUCUAGCUACUGGAAAUGUUCUUUUCCAGUGGAGAUUUGAAACCACGAGUCCUUGAAACAAUUCUGUUCAUAAGAUUACUUCAGAAAGGGACAAAGUGAUAAUAAUCUGUAAUGUGCACAGUUGAAGUUUGUCUGCAUUGAAUCAUUUUCCAAGUGGCAUGCAGUCAAACGAUAGCAAGUACUGUAAUUUAAAAGAUUAUUGUAGAAUUUCCAAAAGCACAGGUAGCAACGGACAUGAGCCAGUUUUUUUUUUUUUUUUUAAUCAGCUGAGAGUCCUGGGACACCUUAGGUCCCACAGCAUUCAAUGAAAAUAUCCAAAUUCCAGGAUUCCACUAAAUAAGUUGCAUUUAUAACAGAAUGAUCAUAACUGCAAGUGUAUAGAUAUACUAUGACUGACCAACUGAUAAUCUUCAUUGACUGGGGGUUUCGUAGUUUUCACUAAGAUUGUACGAAUUCAAACAUUUUAAAAAUAGUUUUAUUGAAUAAUUAAAAAUGCCUUCACAUAAUAUUCAUAAUAAAUUAUACCCUUUCAACUGAAAAGUUUGAUUCUAAAACCUCAGCCUGGAAUAAUGACAAAAUUGAGCUGAAUCUAAAGAAACUGCUGCAAUAACAUGCUAAACAUUGCUUUAAAUUAUGACAAGGAU
Messenger RNA from Lingula anatina, 5659 nucleotides. Its product is annotated as selenocysteine insertion sequence-binding protein 2-like. NCBI's taxonomy places the organism in Eukaryota, Metazoa, Brachiopoda, Lingulata, Lingulida, Lingulidae. The record is from RefSeq and is a predicted model, not a curated record. Gene Ontology annotation, cellular component: ribonucleoprotein complex; mitochondrion. Gene Ontology annotation, molecular function: ribonucleoprotein complex binding; mRNA 3'-UTR binding; selenocysteine insertion sequence binding.